AUGAUCACUGAUGAUGAUUGUGUGUAUGGUAAUGUCAGAGAGGUGGUCCGUGCGCGGCUGCAAGAGAGGGACAUCUGCGUGAAAGAUGUCCGACUGAAUGGCUCGGCUGCCAGCCAUGUCCUCCAUCAAGACUCCGGCCUGGGAUACAAGGACCUGGACCUGAUCUUUGGCGUCUCCCUCAAAAACGAUCAGGCCUUCCGGCUUGUGAAGGAUGUGGUGCUGGACUGCCUACUAGACUUUCUACCUACCGGUAUUUGCAAAGAGCGGAUAUCGCCGCUGACGCUUAAAGAAGCGUACGUACAGAAACUGGUCAAAGUCUGCAACGAGACUGACCGCUGGAGCCUCAUCUCUCUGUCCAACAACACGGGCAAAAACGUGGAACUCAAAUUUGUAGACUCGUUGAGACGCCAGUUUGAAUUUAGCGUGGACUCCUUUCAGAUUAGCUUGGACUCUUUGCUUUUGUUUGAUCGCUGCUCAGAGACGCCGAUGUCAGAGAGCUUCCAUCCAACAGUGGUGGGCGAAAGCGUCUAUGGGGAUUUUGUUGAAGCUUUGGAUCACCUCUACAACCGUAUCAUUGCAACAAGAAGCCCAGAAGAAAUUCGUGGAGGUGGUUUGCUGAAAUAUUGCCAUCUGCUGGUGCGUGGUUUCAGAGCGCGAUCCGAAGCUGACAUGAAGCAGAUGCAGCGGUACAUGUGCUCGCGGUUUUUCAUAGACUUCCCGGAUAUCGGAGAACAGCAACGAAAACUGGAGGCCUAUCUCCAAAAUCACUUUGCUGGGAUGGAGCACAAGCGGUACGAAUGUCUGAUGACUUUGCACGAAGUGGUGAACGAAAGCACAGUUUGUCUAAUGGGACACGAAAGGCGGCAGACCCUCAACCUUAUCUCUAUGUUAGCACUGCGCGUUUUAGCCGAACAGAAUGCAAUACCGACCAUCACCAAUGUUACAUGCUACUACCAGCCCGCACCAUACGUCCAGGACAUCAACUUCAGUAACUAUUACAUAGCGCACGUGCAUUCGCCACGGAUGGGUACCAGCUCUUAUCAAACAUGGCUUCCCUGCAGCUGA
This is a messenger RNA of Knipowitschia caucasica, 1065 nucleotides long. NCBI's taxonomy places the organism in Eukaryota, Metazoa, Chordata, Actinopteri, Gobiiformes, Gobiidae. The record is from the annotation of a GenBank genome assembly.